AUGCCUCGUUUCCAAACACAUUCCUCGCGCCGCAGACUUUCAACGACGUCUGUCGAUUCCAUGGUGCUAAUAGAGAUUUCCACCGGCUGCAAGGCCCGCGAAUUAGCAUGGAUCCUCGAGGAGACCCGCGCCGUCAUGACCGAGCUCAAGCAUGACCAUCCACCUCCAGCUGCGGACGCUCCCGACACAGAGCGUCGCCCUCGACCCCCAGAACCCGAUCCACAUCCCCUCGCUCGAAGCGCUCGGCACCCACUCUCCGAAUCCGUCAAGCUCCUCGCCCUCGCCCUCGACUCGCCGCCCUCGCCCCGCCCCAUAGCCGACCACCUCCGCGCCCUCUCCAUCUCCCUCGCCGCCUCGACCGCCCUCUUGCGCGGCCCGCCCCUCGAAUCCCCCGACCCCUCGUGGCAGCACGCCUCCUGGCCCCAGGCGCACUUUGCCCCGCCGCUCCCGCCCAACAUCGCCUUCCACCUCUUCCUGCAGGAGGCCACCCUCGUGCUGGCUCUGCGCGCCCUCGAGCCCGCCGACGCCCCGCAGCAUUUUGGCCUCAAGCUCGGCCUCGCCCUCGGGACCUAUCGCCGCCUCGAGCACGACGAGAUGGACCACGUCUAUCCGUUUCGCUACAGUCGCCUCACGGCUGGCGGUUCGCGCCACGUCCACCAAGGGGCGUCCGUCAAGCGUCGGCCCACAGGGUUCCACGAGGCAGAUGAUGAUCUCGGCCCCGGAAGCGGCGCCGUCGACGUCUACGUGCGCGAGAAGGUGCGGGUUGAGACGGCGGAUCCGAGCCUGCUGAGCCUGUAUGCCAAGCUCCUCGCGCUGGGCAACACGCUGGCGCAGGCGAGGAGCAAUCUAGCCGCCGUCAUGGGCGAGGAACUGGACGACUGA
Molecule: messenger RNA, 882 nt
Organism: Verticillium alfalfae VaMs.102
Lineage: Eukaryota; Fungi; Ascomycota; Sordariomycetes; Glomerellales; Plectosphaerellaceae
Exons: 2
Coding region: 1-882 (293 amino acids)
Cellular component (GO): RAVE complex
Source: RefSeq, a predicted model, not a curated record